AACUGUGAAGGUGUUCAACAAUCACAAGAAUCAUUUUGUUAGUUUCACCUUGCCGAGUUAUGAUUCGAGCAAUAAAGUAGCCUUUACUCGACCUGUAUUCAAAGUUCUUGAACUUGUUUUAAUGGAGAUGCGUUAAACAUGAGGUAGAAGGUAAAUUAGCAUAUUGCAUUAUUUAUAAUCCAACACGAUCUCUAAUUACUUUAACCCUUAAUCCGAGAUACUAUAGAGGAAGAAAUAAAAUGAAUAUUUUAUAAGAUUAUCACCUUCUCUAACAUUUCCAUUGAUUCUACCUGUACCUCUACACGAAGGAGAUGAUUAUAGCUGCUUUCAUUAUCCUUGAACUUCGAAUGAAAGUGAAUAGAUUUAAAUGGAAAAUCACCGAACAUCGUCUCGUAGCGGCUUAUAGACAAAACACCCUUGACCUCCGUCGAUGGAUAUACCCUUUUUCCAGCGCCACCGACUCUCGAGGGUGCAUCGACGCCUGAACUUGGUAUAUCCGAAAUCGAAGAACGACGACCAGCAUCGAGUUACGGAAUUCCGUAUAACGAUGACGGAGCAACAACCAAACAAGGAAGACGAUGAGGAUGUGGUUUGCGGAAUCGAUACAUCUACGACAAUAUCAGAAGAGACUUUUCCACGAUACAAAACGCCGGUGCAUUUAGAAAAAUCCGUCAAAUCGGUUGCCAUUCAAACGAUAAUUGGCCAACCAUUGCGACUAAGAGUUUUGCCAUCCGUUAAAGACAUUGUUCAUGAAAACGAAACGAAUUCAGCAGAUGUAAAAGGAUUUUCUAAAAUAUGGAAAUAUAUUAGAUUCUUAGGAAGAUUAUCCCUUUCUUUGUUCGGAUUGUUCUGGUUUCUCAUCACCUGGGCAAUCGUAGGUGCCAUUGUUUUCUGCGCCAUCGAAGGGCCAAGGGAACGUGAACAAGUAACAAUACUGAAAGAUUUGCAAAAUGAUUUAUCAGUUAGCUUAGCAACGGAGUUAAGACAAUUGCGUACAGAAAAAGAGGAAGAUCUAGAACCACUUUGGAGUGUCAAAGUAGAAAAAUAUGUGGCGAAACACGAAGAGCUUUUGCUGAGGGCAGUUAGUUCUGGAUAUGGUGAAAGUGGCAAUAGUGGAGAACUUUGGACGCUUCCUGGUUGUAUCCUAUUUUCUCUUUCACUUCUCACUACUCUUGGUUUCGGUGCUCCCGUUCCACGUACAACAAUCGGUCGUACGGUAACCGUUAUUUUUGCAGCAAUUGGUAUACCUGCACAUUUCCUUUUGAUCAUGAACGUCGGCCUUCUGUUAGCUAUUCGAUUACAGAGAUACGCCAUAUCAAGGAAAUUUGAUGAAUAUGAUCAAAAGGAUCCGAAAUAUUUAGCACCGAUACCCAAAUGGGUUAAAAUAGUACCUUUCGUUUUUGGAGAACAAGACUGCAGAAAAACUUGGGCCUUAUUGCGAGACUCCUUCAGGCGUGCCAUAAAGAAACAGAAAAAGAAUAGCCAAGCGAACGUAACUUGCAAAAAAUGGAGGUAUCAAGACGAGAUGUCGUUUCUAAUACCGUUUAUGAAGGAAAGAUCUACUCUUUGCAUACUGACACCUCAAACCGACGAGCACGAUGAUUAUGAAGUUAAUUUGGAUAGUGAAAGUUCUAUCCCAUCUCUAGAUUAUACAUCCGAUAGAGUGUCAACAGACAACAACCCAUUCAAUCUGAGUACAGCAACGGCCGUGGUGCGUUCAACUAAAUGCCAACGAAAUAAUUCAUUUAAGAAUCUCUCGAGCGAAGAAACGUUAAUGAAAUACGUAUUAGAUAAUAAAAGGAACUGCGACGACAUUGAACAGUUCUUUGCCAGUAUGGCCACGACAGUGAAAUCGUUUCCUCCGCGAGAGAGAGCUGUAGCAAAAGCUAAGGUGUUUGAACUUAUUUCGAAAAUGGAAAUAGAUAUUCUAAGCAAUCCAUCUACUUCUGAUAACAAACCAACGAUGCCCUUCUAGUCAAAUGACACUUAUGAAAGGAGUUCUUGCACUACUUCCUCUUUUAACUCGUUCACUGCGGACGUUACAGGUCUGCAUAGGCUGUGAUUUUGGAAAUUAUAAUAAGAAAUAAUGUUAUUUUUAUAUGGAUAUAUAUAUAUAUAUAUAUAUAAACAUAUCACUAUUUAUAGAUGAUUGAUAAAAAAAUAUUGA
This is a messenger RNA of Osmia lignaria (orchard mason bee), 2167 nucleotides long. RefSeq lists its product as uncharacterized. The record is from RefSeq and is a predicted model, not a curated record. Gene Ontology annotation, biological process: potassium ion transmembrane transport; stabilization of membrane potential. Lineage: Eukaryota; Metazoa; Arthropoda; Insecta; Hymenoptera; Megachilidae. Gene Ontology annotation, cellular component: plasma membrane. Gene Ontology annotation, molecular function: outward rectifier potassium channel activity; DNA binding; potassium ion leak channel activity.